Molecule: messenger RNA, 1461 nt
Organism: Microbotryum saponariae
Lineage: Eukaryota; Fungi; Basidiomycota; Microbotryomycetes; Microbotryales; Microbotryaceae
Source: the annotation of a GenBank genome assembly
AUGCCCAGUUGCCUCACAGCCGCACCCACUGCCACAAGCUCUUCAGCUUCGCGCACAGGGGGGUGUUGAACUUCGCUCCAUCUCACUUCUAGGACAAUAUGCGCUCACUGAAGUAGAGGUGCCUCGCCUUUUGGUGCAGUGGUAUAUUGUUCCUUCAUAGGCCUCGUACACAGCGAUGUGCUUUCCUUUCCCGAGUCGUCCUUGACUGGCAAGCGUUACCUGGUCACGUUUCUUGACGACUUCUCGCGCAAACUGUGGGCAUACGCGAUCGGACACAAAAGCGAAGUCUUUGGCGUGUUCAAGACAUGGCUUGCCGAGAUCGAACUCGAGACGGGUGCAAAACUGAAGGUCCUCCGAACCGACAAUGGUGGCGAAUACUGUUCGAGAGCGUUCACGGAAUUCUGUAAGGCACGCGGCACACGUCGACAAUACUCUAUCCCUCGAACGCCUCAACAGAACGGUCGUGCCGAACGAGUCAAUCGUUCUAUCGUCGAAGGUGUCCUUGCCCUCCUUGCAGACGCCCACUUACCCAAAUCAUUCUGGGAGGAGGCAGCAGCUUAUUUCGUCUACUGCAAGAACCUGUGCGAACACUCGGCCCUGGACAAGGCAACACCGAACUUCGCCUGGCAGGGCGACCGCACCAACGCCUCGGCGCUUCACCCGUUCGGCUGCACGGCUUGGCUCACAGUCGCGCCUGAACUUCGCUCGAAACUCGACCCGAAAGCGGUUCGCGUUCUCUUCACCGGCUAUGACCUGGCUUCUAAAGCCUUCCGUUUCUACGACAUGACGACCAAGAAGAUCAGUUUGGGCAGAAAUGCCAGGUUCCUCGACAACGAAUUUCCCGGGUUACGUAGCGACUCCACCGAGCAAGACGCCGACACGCACUUCGCCAGCGCUUGCCCGACCACCGAAUCCCAAGCCGUUGUCAAGACAUGGACCCCACUAGUAAGGUCGGCGCACAUGGACGUCUCAUCCUCUCUUGAUGACUCUGCCAUGAGCGCCGUUGACGUGGCCCCAGGGUACACUGGCGGAACCUUACUUAAUUCCACAGAUGCCGAAUCGUCCUCGUCACCGUCUCCUGAGCCGUCCUCGUCACCGUCGCCCGCAACUCCCUUGUCACCGUCGCCUGCGCUGUCACCGUCGUUGGCUGCGUCAUCGUCACCCUCGGCCUUACCGACCGACUCUGACUACUCCGCCGACCCUCUGGACCUCAUCGGCUCACAGACCCCGACUCGCCUCGGCCCACCGGACGUGCACCGCCCAGACUUCAGCACGUACCGUGAGCCCGCAUCGGCUGAGGAGUCGCCCGACGAACUCGACAUCAUUGGGCGCCACUUAUUCGAUCAACUCUACUACGUCAGCGAUGUAGUUAUAGCCAAGAGUGAUGAAUGCAUUUCAACAUACCUAUUCGAUCAACUCUACUACGUCAGCGAUGUAGUUAUAGCCAAGAGUGAUGAAUAG